AUGGCAAUUACAGUAAUUUACAGAACCCAAUGCAACUUUCCAGUUUGUCCCUGUCCUUCCUCCGAAUGUUGGUGGCGUUUCCAUAACCAAAUGACCAGGCCCCUGCUCCUUAUUUAAGUUGAAAAACUCGACCGUUAGAUAAACACCAAACAACAGCAAGAGAAGGAGAAAGUGGGAGUGAAAUCUCAUAAACGCAGCGAUGAAUAAACACCCUCAAACCCACCACGCCGAUGGCCAAAACCCCCCUGCUAUCUCACUCUAUGAACAGUCGAGGGAUCAGAGAAUCAAAGAGAACCUCCAAAAGAUGCAAAAGCUUGGCCUUGGUGACCUCUCUCUCAAGCUCAAGUCUCUUACUACUCCUAAACGUACACCCAGAAACACGACUAUCUCUCAUUCACCGCGAAACACUGGACCCGUCCGUCGUUCUUCCAGGUUGCAAAAUGUGACACCGAUUAGCUACUCUGAAGUGGUGUUGUCCAAGAAGGAUAAGAGUUUGGAGGACGAGGAUGUUAAGUUAAGAGAGGGUCCAAAGCCAGAGGUUUAUACAGAAGAGCAUGAGAAACUGUUGGGUAACACUGAGAGAAGGUGGACAUGUUUCGUGGAUGGGUAUGGAGGAGAUGGAAGGAGAAUUUAUGAUGCAGUGAAAGGAAAAACUUGCCAUCAAUGCAGGCAGAAAACUCUUGGUCAUCGUACUCACUGCAGUCAAUGCAAUAAGGUCCAAGGACAGUUCUGCGGAGACUGUUUGUACAUGAGAUAUGGAGAGCAUAUUCUUGAAGCCAAAGAGAAUCCAAAUUGGAUUUGCCCUCCGUGUCGUGGCAUAUGCAACUGUAGUUUCUGCCGGCAGGAUAAAGGAUGGUGUCCUACUGGCUCUCUUUACAGGAAGAUUUCGAGUCUGGGCUACAAAUCCGUUGCACACUAUCUUAUUCAAACUCGACGCUCACAAACAAAUUUGGAAAAGGAUCCAGAAACUGAAAAUCAAGUUUCUGCAAAGCGAUCACUUCCCUUUCCAAACACAGAAUCAAAGGAUUCUCCGCAGUUUGAUGAAAAUCUGCUUGGAACAGUUGGGCUUCUAGCUGAAGACAGGAAAAAAGAGGAUGUAAAUAUUGAAAAACACAACAAAGUGCAAGUCAAUCCGAUCUCUGCUUGUAACUAUCAAAUUUCUACAAAGAGAUCAUUGCCUUUUUCAGAUUCAGAAGAAAAGUCUGUGAAUGAUAAUAUCUCUGUGUUUCAAUUGGAAGACAACCUAGACAAGGGUGUCAAAGGUGAGCAAGAAAGGAAAUUGAAUGACACUGAUGAAAAACAUUAUUAUACCAACAAUAUUCCAUUGGAAAGUUGCACCAAAGCCAAAAAGAAACGUGCUGCCAUUGAGCCAAACCUGGACAGUAUUGCUGGCAGAUUAAGGCGUAGAAAAGUUAAUGACCAUGAAGACAUGGAUUCAACAGCGGUGAACAAAAUGAAUUUGGAUGUUAAUCAGGCUGUGAGCAACAUUUUGUCAGAGAAAGAAUUGGAGAAAGAGAAGGAAAUGCAAAUUACUGAUGAUAACCAUGGUUGUCCAAAGCUUCAGAGCAAACCUGCUGUUGCUAUUGGAAGCGAAGACCGAGAUUGUGAGAGGUUGGCAGAUGUUAAUGAUAAAACAUCUAACAUAAAGUAAGCUGUUAAUGAUAUCUUAUUAGAAAAGGAAGAAAGCACAGUCCACAACACCUAUCCAAGACAGUAUUGCUAGAAGAUUGAGGCCUAGGAUCAAAGCAGCAUGAAGAUGGAUGUUAACUUUUUCUGUUGAUGGUAACACUAUUCUUAAAAUCCUGUUGCCACUGGAUAUAGUGUUUAG
Messenger RNA from Pistacia vera, 1828 nucleotides. RefSeq lists its product as uncharacterized. The transcript is spliced from 5 exons. Gene Ontology annotation, cellular component: nucleus. The record is from RefSeq and is a predicted model, not a curated record. Gene Ontology annotation, biological process: regulation of DNA-templated transcription. The coding region runs from base 200 to 1651 and encodes 483 amino acids. NCBI's taxonomy places the organism in Eukaryota, Viridiplantae, Streptophyta, Magnoliopsida, Sapindales, Anacardiaceae.